AUGGAGUCAAUGGAGCAACGAGCAGCAGGGCCGGACAGCAGAGGGCGGUACGGAAAACCACCCAGCCAGAGAUACACAACGACAAACUCACCAAAGCUCUGGUACUGCUCCACUGCGGGCACCAGCUGCACCCUGCCGCUGGAUGGCUUCACUGUCAACUCCAACUUCUGCGUCAGCAUCACGGCACACGGGCGCCAUGGCAGCACCACCACCACUGCACCGCGGUGUCAGCCGGGCGUCUACGAGAUCAAGCUGCACCCAGUGACAUUGAUCAACAUCAGUGAGGUUGUGGGCCGGCCCCGCUGCCUGAGUCUACACUGGAUGAAAUCAGAGAGGACGUUCCUGAUCGCCACCAGUGAGAUCCACCAGGGGGCGCUGGAGUCCCAGGUCCAGUUCAGAGCUCAGAGACAGGUCUGUGUAAAAAUCGGCUGUGACGGUGGCGACACUUUUGUGACCUGCCUCUUCAGGCCGGACACGGAGUACUCUGUGAGGCUUCGGCACCGUUACCGUAGUAACGGGAGCCUAUGGAGUCAAUGGAGCAACGAGCAGCAGGGCCGGACAGCAGAGGGCGCUCCAUCAUCAGGGCCGUCUUUCUGGAGGCGAGUGAUAGCCCAGGAGGGAUCCAGGCUCACCUCCCUGCUGUGGAAGCCUUUGCCUCACUCUGUGGCCAACGGGAGAGUUCUGUUCUACAACGUGACCUGUUCCAGUGGAAAUACACACGUUCUUCUUGCCGGUAGAGGGAACUGCAGUCGUUUGGAGGUUCCCCACACUUCCUGUUUGAUAAAACUGCCUCCGGAACCCUGGUCCUGCUCCAUCUCCGCCUCCACAUCCAUCGGGCCAUCGCCAAAAGCACAGAUAUGGUUCAAUAAAGCAAAUGCAAAAGAGCCGCCUCCUCUGAGCUCUUUAUCCGUCAGUGCAGUGGAUGACAGACGUGUGCGUGUGUCCUGGGCUCCCCCUGCAGCCGCACUGCCCCACGGUGUGUUUGUGGUGGAGUGGUUUGUUGUGACGCAGACCAUCAGUGACACUGCUCCUCUUUACUGGGAGAGAGUGAACGGCUCCACUACCGCCGUCAUCACAGAGGGAGUUGAGCCAUUCAAGCGAUAUGCAGUUUCUGUGUGGGCACUAUACGAGAAUGAGGAACCUGGACAGAGCAAACCGGUGUAUGUCUACACCCGACAAGGAGCGCCCUCUGCUGGCCCUAAGCUGCAAGUGCAGACAACAGGAAGCAGAGUGAAUCUCAGUUGGACUGUUCCAGUGGAGAAGCUGCGUGGCUUUAUUCAGAACUACACCCUUUAUUACAAGACAGCCAAUCCACCUGCCAAAAGCGAAGCCACAGUUGAGGUUUUGUCUGGUGAUGCGAAAAAUUACUUUCUGUCGUUGUCUCCGGGUCACUGGGAGUUCUACAUGCGGGCCAGCACUGAGGCCGGGGAGGGCGUGCAAGGACCUCUCAUCAGUCUGUACAUAGACUCUGAGGACAAAUUCCCCGUAUUGUACGUCAUUCUUCCCAUUGGUCUUAUCUCCCUAUUGUUGAUGCUGAUGGUCUGUUUGCCACGGAUGAAAACAAUUAGAGAAACGUUUUUCAAGGACAUCCCUGACCCAUCUCACAGUACCCUGGCCGAUUGGACGCCUAAAAAGCAGAUGGGCAUGACUUUGGCCACUCCAGAAAAGAAAUAUUCCGAAGUGGUUCUGCUCAGCGGUAGAGAAAUGGACAGCGAUGAAUCAGAUGAGGAUCCGUCCAUGCAUUACAGCGAAGAUUUGUCCGAUCCAGACAUGAGUUUUAACCCAUUCCAAUGCAAACAGUACAAUCUCAGCCACAGGACUACAAACAUGGCGGAGACUAGCUUUAACUUAUGCCCUGCUUACUCCAUAGUGCUCGCAUCCGCUCUGCAGCCUCACAGCUCUCUCAGUCUUGGGGACUUGGAGGUUGAACAGCCACUCGAGGGCGCUAGUGAGCUGAGCACCUCCAGCACAAAAAGUAUUCUCCUCCAACCCCAAGCUGGGGGGAAGGCGCGCCCUGGCCCCCCCCACACACACGUACAAGAGGCAGGGCUCCUCCACACCGUGCGUAAUCGCGUCCCCUGCCGCUCACCUGGCUCAGUGCAUCAGGUGCAAAGCUGGGCAGAGGUGCAGAGCCGGAAGAACAAGCAGAUCUAG
Messenger RNA from Knipowitschia caucasica, 2154 nucleotides. The record is from the annotation of a GenBank genome assembly. Lineage: Eukaryota; Metazoa; Chordata; Actinopteri; Gobiiformes; Gobiidae.